Molecule: messenger RNA, 1694 nt
Organism: Schistocerca piceifrons (Central American locust)
Lineage: Eukaryota; Metazoa; Arthropoda; Insecta; Orthoptera; Acrididae
Product: facilitated trehalose transporter Tret1-like
Exons: 5
Coding region: 1-1155 (384 amino acids)
Biological process (GO): transmembrane transport
Cellular component (GO): membrane
Molecular function (GO): transmembrane transporter activity
Source: RefSeq, a predicted model, not a curated record
AUGCUGGGCGCCGCGCCCAUCGCGCUCAGCUGGCUGGCGCUCAUCUUCUGCGAGUACGAACCCGUCUGGCUGUGCGUCGCGCGCUUCGUGUCCGGCCUCGGCGUCGGACUCGUCUACGGCGGCAUGCCGACCUACGCGGGGGAGAUCUCACAGGCGGACGUCAGAGGCGCGCUCUCCUCGCUCAUCCAGCUCUCGAUGACGACCGGCUUCGUGAUCGUCUCCUGCGUGGGCCCGUUCGUCUCGUACAAGACACUGGCGAUCAUUGGGCUGGCGUCGCCGCUGGUGGCCGUGGCGUGCUUCGCCUGGAUGCCCGAGUCACCCUACUACCUGCUGGCCGUGGGGAAGGACGCCGCCGCGGAGAAGGCGCUGCGAUGGCUGCGGAACCCGGACCGCGACAUCAUGUGGGAACUGCGUCAGAUGAAGAAAGCCGUUGAGGAGUCCAAGCUGAUCGAGCCCUCCGUGCUGGACUUGUUCCGGUCGCGCCGCUGCCGCCGCGCGCUGGCCAUCUCGCUGGGCGUGGUGUGCGCCGAGCAGAUCCAGGGCAUCAACGCGGUGCUCUUCUACACGCAGAGCAUCUUCAUCGCGGCAGGUGGUUCCGUCAGCGACAUCGUAGCGCCCAUGAUCAUCAACGGCACCAUGUUCGUGGUGUCGUGCUUCGCUCCCUUCCUGGUGGACCGAAUGGGUCGCAGGCGGUUGCUUCUCUUUUCUUCUACCGGCAUGUGUCUGGCAUUGAUUCCUUUGGGCGUAUUCUUCGUUUUAAGCGACGCAAAGCAGGAUGUGGAGAGCAUCGGAUGGAUUCCCGUCACAGCCCUAAUCUUCUACAUUAUGGUCUAUUCGCCAGGUUACGGCUCCCUAUCAUUCACGGUAUCUGGCGAAGUCUUCCCACCCAACGUGAAGAUCGUGGCGAUGCCGAUGGCCGCAUGCGUGUCUUGGUUCAUGUCCUUCAUAGUCACCAGGUUCUACGAAGACAUCGCCCUCGCAGUGGGAAACGGGGGUCCCUUCUUCGUGUUCGCGGGAUGCGCACUACUCGUAAUGAUUUACGUCUACUUUGUGGUGCCGGAGACGAAGGGGAAGACCCUUGAGGAAAUACAAGAGAUGCUCGGCGAGGAGAAGGGCGCGCCCGUCGGACCUGUGCUGCCAGCGAUCGGUAGUUAGAGAACUCUGUUGUGGGAUAUUCUGUGCCGGGAGCUGCUUCGUUAUGUGGAAGUGUUAGUAGACAGUGGCCUCUUCUUGUGUUAUUAUGUCCAGAGUUGCCAAUACUUCGAUGGAGCACCUCAAGAAGAAGAAGCAUGCAACGCUGUUACUAGGGAAUUAUUUCAGAAGUAAGAACACAGAAAAUGCACCGUCUGUUUCAUUAUUAGACGUGAUCUAUACGUGUAGUGGCUCAGAGGGAGAUAGUUCAAAGUGUGAACAGUUGAAGUCGACAUUUACGACAGAACGUGACGCUACGUAGCUGUCUAAUUACAUUCGCUUGGAACCGAGAUGACUUGAAUUGACUUUGAGAAAGAUCCCCCCAUCAGCGCCACGACCAGUUCCUUUCUCCCACACUCAGAACUCCUUCUCCAAAGGUGUCAUCGGGAUGCUAAGCUAUAGCCAUUGAACUCUGCAAAGAUAUUUUAUGGCAGUGGAAUGUCUUCCAUGUAUCGCUAGUAGUUAACUUCCAGUGUCAAAAUGACACAUUCUGUACUCCAGUA